Messenger RNA from Engraulis encrasicolus (European anchovy), 2806 nucleotides. It is a transcript of the gene ompa, whose product is annotated as olfactory marker protein a. The record is from RefSeq and is a predicted model, not a curated record. NCBI's taxonomy places the organism in Eukaryota, Metazoa, Chordata, Actinopteri, Clupeiformes, Engraulidae. The transcript has a single exon. Gene Ontology annotation, biological process: sensory perception of smell; signal transduction. The coding region runs from base 200 to 688 and encodes 162 amino acids.
AGAGAGAGAGAGAGAGAGAGAGAGAGAGAGACAGGCAACUAUUGCAGGGAUCCAGUGCAACCAGAUAUCGUGCCAGUGAGCAUCAACCAGCUUUGCCGUGCUGUGCCUUCUGUUGCUGAGAGCGCCAGGAAAAAAAAAACACGAGUGAGAGGAAGAGUGUGAGUGAGAGAGAACGAAAGAGAGAAACAAACAUCCAUCCAUGGCUGAGGAGGAGUUGGAGCUGGUCUUUGUGGAGGACCUGCAGCUGACAGAGGUGAUGCGGAUUCGGGUGCAGACCCUGCAGCAGAAGGGCCAGAAGAGGCAGGACGGCGAGAGGCUGCUGCUGCCCUACGAGGCAGUCUACCGGCUGGACUUCUCCAAUCAGGAGCUGGCCUUCCUGCGCUGGAGGGUGGGCGUGAAAGGGCCCGGGCGUCUGUCCGUCACGGGCAUCUCGCAGCUGUGGACGCCCGACCUGACCAACCUGAUGACGCGGCAGCUGCUGGAGCCGACGGGCCAGUUCUGGCGCUCGGCCGGCGACCCCGACGACUCGCCGCUCAAGUGCCUUGAGGCCGACAUCCAGGAGUUCGGGGAGCGCAUCGCCGAGCUGGCCAAGGUGCGGAAAGUGAUGUACUUCCUGUUUGCCUUCAAGGAGGGCGCCGAGAAGGCCAACGUCAACUGCUCGGUCAUCUUUAAGCCCCUCUCAGGUUAGGAAACCAGAGAACAAACUUACAACUAACUCUGGUUACAGCUACAGCUAGUACUAUGGAUAGUUCUUACAACUAACUCUGUUUACAGUUACAGCUAGUACUAUGGAUAGUUGUUAUGACAACCUCUUUACUCGAAUGCUUUUUCACUAGGAGCAGUUAGGAACUAGAACGCACCACCACCUAGUUAUAGCUAGUACUAUGGCUAGUUUUUUUUUACAACUAACUCUAGUUAAAGUUUAAGCAAGAGCUAUGGCUAGUUCUUAUAGCCUAACUAACUACGCUUAAUAGUUUUUAAUAACUAACUCCAUCUUGUGCUGCUUCUCACGACAACAAAAUUCAUUAUAUAGAGUUCCAGAUCAACUCCUGUUCGACAAACUAUUGCUUGACUGUUUGAUUAUUAGGUUUAUGUCAUUUUAAAUUCUUUUGGAUAUUUUCUUCUGAAAGGAUCAGAUUGCAUUGAAUGUUGAAUUUCCAUCUGAAUCUUAAUAACAGACUUGACACCAAUUAUGACUAAUCCACAUUCUUACUUCAUUAUACUUAGUAAUUUAAUUCAAGAAUGUUUGAGAUGUUUACUUCAAAUCAUGUGCAAAUCAUGUGUUGUAAUUGUGAUCUAUACCAAACCUUUUCCGAAAAAUUAAGUGUAAUUGCAAACUGAGCAAAUAUGUGAAGUCACCAGUGCUAGUUUAAUUAAAUGACUAUUUUUCACACUGAUGUGAUUGAGUACUACUGCAUGUGUUAUUGCAUGACUUUACGGACGAAAGUGUAAACCAUGGGUGCAUGUGUGCAUGUGUACAUGAAUGUGUGCGCAUUGCUCUAGUCUAAAUUAACACCAGCCACUGGCCAAAUGCUGGUGAUAUUGCAGUUAGGCUCUUAGAAACAACCAACUUACUAGCCACUUUGACCCAUUAGUGAGUGUGUGUUUGGCUAGUAAGAUUAACAUCUAAAAAAGUUAAUUUAGAGCCCUGUGUGUGAGUGUACAUGUAUGGUUAUGUGCAAGCAAGCGUGUGUGUACUGCAUGGGUUUGUGUGCGUGUCUGCAUCUCUUGGAUAGUGUUGCCAGAUGUGUCUGAUCAAGUCCCGCCCAAAAGGUUCUCAAAAAACGCCAAAAUGUGCUGAAUUCCGCCCAAUUUCAUCAAAUUGCAUUGAUUUCAAUGGGCACAAAGCUGCAGAAAAAAACGACAAAUGGGCAAUUUUUCCCAUUUUUACCCGCAGACGGCCAUCCCAAGUAGCCAAUCUGGCAACACUGCUCUUGGCUGGGCUGCUCUAUGCAGCACAGUACAGCAGCUCCCUGCCUCUGCCUCUACUGUGGUCAGUGAGUCUAUAGAAGGUCAGCAUUGCUCUGCCACCGCAAUCAGCCAGCAGAGCCAGCAGGGGGACCGAUCGAUACAUGCUGUCAUCAUGGGCUGAAUAUCCCUGGUUGACACACAAGGGGACAUACUGUACCCAGUACCCACCCCCUGCAUCAUGACAGAGGACAUCUGUAGUACAGGAUCACAACUCAGUGUUCUCCCCCACAAACCAAGUGGCGUUGUGUGGGGCUAUGGGCAAAAACAUUGGACCAGUGGUAGUGCUAUGUCUGCACCAGCAUUGACAUGAAUGUUCUGCUGUUGAUCAAUUUGUGGUGCUGCGCUAAAGACUGGAGUAUGUAUGGGAAACACUAAACAUGAUAAAAAGAACCAGGUACAAUAAAUAAGCACACUCCAGUUCGUCAGUAGUAGCUGUAGUAGCGGGCAAGAGAAGCUUUGAUGAAUAUCAAGGAAAACGCUCUUCACUUUUCACUGCAUCCACUGGGUCAAAGAUUUUAAUCGUUCCCUUGUACAUACAUAUGAAUCUAGUUAUCUGCCACAGCUUCCAAUAUACUGUACUGUAACCUGCAUAUUCGGACACGUCUUGCCUGCGACUGCUGAGUGGAUCUGGCAAAUGAGGAAGCGGCACCUUAUUAACUCGGUGUCACAACCUUCACGUCCUGCGAUGGUAUUGGCAGUGCUGACGACAGCAAACGAAAACUGCCCUGCGCUCUACGACUGCAGAAUAGAGGUCAUCCUAAACCAGGGAGAAAGAAUGCAAACUAUGUGCACACAUACCUUAACCCUACCCCUGAGAUACAGGGCAAGUGCAUAC